Tympanuchus pallidicinctus (lesser prairie-chicken) is the source of this 1374-nucleotide messenger RNA. Its product is annotated as PHD finger protein 7-like. Bases 1 to 1374 code for a protein of 457 amino acids. The record is from RefSeq and is a predicted model, not a curated record. Gene Ontology annotation, cellular component: nucleus. The transcript has 7 exons. Lineage: Eukaryota; Metazoa; Chordata; Aves; Galliformes; Phasianidae.
AUGGAGCUGAGGUCUCGACGCCUCAGUGCGCCACGUCCCAAUCCCCCCACCCGCCGCCCUGCGCCACGGCCCAGGCCCGGACGGGAGCCGUCACCCCCAGAAAUGAGGCCAAGUGUCUCGGAGGAGGAAGGUGAGUGCAGAGCAUUCCUGCUGCAGUGGAUGUGCCUCCGCCACGUGCAGGAGCCACCCUGCUCACGGGCUUGGGGUGAUAAUGCCCUUGUCCCCACCGCAGGGUGCAGGCUGUGCCGGCGGGCAGAGCACGACCCCGACAUCUAUGGAGACACGUGCCGUCAGGACCGGCUCUGCAUCCAUGAGAACUGCCUGUACCACGCCAGCGGGCUGUACCAGCGCGGCGCUGACGAUGAGGGAUUCUUUGGAUUCCUCAUCCCGGACAUCGAGGAGGUGCUGCAGCGCGUGGCACAGAAGAGAUGCUGCGUCUGCCAGAACCAGGGCGCCUCGGUCCGCUGCCAUCACGGCAGAUGCUCCCGCACCUUCCACUACCCCUGCGGAAGAGAACGCGGCUGCAUCUCCCAGUUCUUUGGAGAGUACAGGUCCUUCUGCUGGCAGCACCGGCCGACCCAGCACGUGAGGCCACUGCAACAGGACAACCCGCAGUGUGCCAUCUGCUUGGAGGCGGUGGAGGGACGCCCCACCUACACCACCCUGGUCUGUCCCUCCUGCACCGGCGCUCAGUUCCACCGCCACUGCAUCCAGGCCCAAGCUCUGCGCGCUGCCCUGCACCACUUCCGCUGCCCGCUCUGCCAGGACAUGCAGACCUUCCAGGCAGAGAUGUUCCGCCUCGGCAUCAAAAUCCCAGACAGGGAUGCGGCCUGGGAGGUGGAAGAGGGAGCUUUCCAUGACCUGUACCAGCGGCACAGCUCCUGUGACACCGGUCUCUGCCUGUGCCCACUGGGAAGGGACCACUCUGAGAACACCGGGCCCUGGAGGAUGCUGCUCUGCAGCUCCUGCGGUUCCUGCGGCACCCACCAGCACUGCUCUGCCAUCGCAGAGGACGUGGAAUCGUGGGAGUGCAGCGGCUGCAGCGGUGUGGGCACCGGUAAGAAAUGCAGCACGGGGACGUGGUCCCCACAGACACGUGGCCGUACGUCCUCGGGAGAGGACGUUGGAGCCACGAUGGGCACAGACAUGUGCACUGCGCUCAUCUCCCGCACCUUGCAGCCCCUUCAGUGUCAGCCGCGGCGCAGUGAUCCCCGCACAGCACCCAGCUCCUGGCACUUCGGCUCCAGCACAAGAGGCUGCGACACCGCGACGCUCAGCUGCCUGCGCGGCUCACAGCAGCCCCGCAGCCACUGCGCCUUGCCAGCCUCUGAACAACGGCCCUGCUGGCUGAAGCGCCACAGCGGAGUUUGCUGA